Messenger RNA from Meleagris gallopavo (turkey), 2294 nucleotides. NCBI's taxonomy places the organism in Eukaryota, Metazoa, Chordata, Aves, Galliformes, Phasianidae. The record is from RefSeq and is a predicted model, not a curated record.
AUGAAACUUACUUUUAAAUCCAGGAAAAAGCAUGUUCAUCUUUUUAGGAUGUUACAUUUUAUGAGUGCUUCUAUUUUUAUUCACUAGCAUUACCAGGUAACUAAGUAUUCACUUUCCCUUGAAGAGAUAAAUUCAGAUUAACUUAUUUCUGGUGAGUAUUAUCCACGUUUUUCAUUUGGGUCCCUUAAACUGCUAAGCCAGCUCUGAAAGUAGGGGGAGCUACAAAUAAACAAACAAACAAACAAAAAACAAAUAAAUAAUAAUUCACCAAUGAGAUCAGGUGUGUCUUCAUCUGAACACCAUGACUCAAGUUUAUGAACACUGGCAUCUUGUAACAGUAUGUAUCUGUAUGGGUCAGCUGUUCCAGCUGCAGCUCAGAUCUCCCAGGGGCCUCCAAAACAAAACACAGCCUAAAGCCCAUAUAAUUUGUAUGGCAGCCAAUAUGUGCAGGGAUUUUGCCACAUUCUCUCCCUACCUCUAUUCUGCAGAACCUCUUGGGUAGAACAGCUCUGUUGCUAGUGCAGACUGACAGCAUAGCUGAAGCUUUGGGACACCCAUCUCACACAUUUGGCCAUGAUAUUUUGUCUUGAGAGGAGGAGAAUUGGGUAUUACCAUAACCCAAUUUGACUUUGCUAACGCUUUGUUCUUUAAAUGAUAUCUUAAAACUGCUUCAGAAGCAGUGAUCACGCUCAAUUUUGCAUGCUGUCAUUGGGAGCUGGAUGUUUGGGAAAUAUUUAGUGAGUAACUUUUCCUUCUGCUGGAGCUCAUUUUUCAGAUGUGGAGUCACCACUCAGCAGCCCAUCUCCCAGUUACUCUCCAAGACAGACAGAAAGCUGCCUCAGCUCCAGUCCUGACAUGUCUGAAGAGGAAGAUGCAGCCAGAAAGAAGAAAUGUGCGGACAAGCAGCACCUCCAGACAGACAAUGUCAACCUCAUCUCAGCCUCUGAAAGCACAGAGUCCCUCAAGGCUUCUCAUAAUGGAGCUGUGCCUCCCCAGCCCGGCUGCAGUCUGGCUAUGAAAGGAGACGACCAUCUUCAGCAGAAACACUCCGUUGCACACAGCAGAGAGGAAAAGAAAGAGCGCGCUGCUCCGUGCGAGGGCAGCUUGUUCCCCCAAGCCCACAAGAAAGCACAAGUCAUGCAGAGCGCAAGGAGCGAUGUUUGGGUGCAGACCGAGAGCUCUGGCCCGCAAGCAGGGAAAGUGGAUGCGGCCACCCAGUGUGACCCCAUGCGGGCGUGCAGCUGUGGGCGCUCCCUGCCCUCUGCCCGCAGCCCGCAGGGGCUGCAUCCUCCCGGCACCGCUGGAGGGCACAAAACGCCUGAGCAUGAGGCACUGCCGCCCGCACGCGGCUCGGCGGGGACAGCAGCGCUCUCCUCUGAAGCCGAGUAUCUCACUUUGGCUGACAGAACAACGCUGGACAUUUUGAACUACAUUGAUACAAUGAAGGGGAGAGAACAGCAGUGACCAGCUGAUAUGGCAUGGAAAGAAACAGAAAGAAUGCUUCCAAAUUUUGUCCUGUUCCCAGUAGGUUUCAUUUAACAGGUGUAUUUUGAUUUUUUCAACCUGGCUUGAAAAAAUAUCGUUUGUUGUCUGCUCACUUCUAAACGAUGGAUCUCUGUCUAUCAACUGCCAUCUCUGACUUUCUGUAGAUCUCAAACUGAUAACAUACGAUCAAUUUUACUAAUAGCUUAAUAAAUAUAAACCUUAGGAACUAGAUUUGCUUUCCCACUUCUAGGGUUUUGGAGUUCGAAGGUGACUUUGCUUCUUUUGAAAGGAGAGGAAAGAUUCCAUUUCACUUCAAGGCACAUCUGAUGUGACUUAGUUCAGAACUGUUGUCAAAUUCUCACCCAUUUGAAGAAGCAAAGCAGUCUUUGGUUUGUACUAAAUAUCAAAAUGGAAAUAUGAAAAUGAAACAGAAAGUGCACAGCAGCACACAUAAAGUCAAAUCCAAUUUUGAAAGAACUGCUUUAUUCACUUUUAACAAAAAAAUCCCACCAAAGCCUAACAAAAAUGUCAGCAGAAAGGCUUAAACUUCUUCCCACAGCACAUCUACGGAUUUGUUCUCUGACUGUUAACACUGACAAAUAUUUUACGUGUUUCUGUGUUUUGUCUGUGAGUUGAAAGUAUGAAAUAAUUUCCUCCUCAUUGCAGUAUUUGUGUAGGGCUGCAAAUAACAACAAAUAAACGUUUCUGAUAAUAUUCUCUCUGAGUUAUGUUCUUUCCCUUUAAAAAGAUUGGCAGCAAAGAUGGCUCACUGUGUUGCUGCCGCCAUCCACUUGCGUAUCCACACAUCU